AUGGAAGAUUUGCUGAAGGUCAAAGGAAUCGUGGUAAACAUCGCUGGGAAUCUGAAUACUAGAGAUUACUUAACUUUCCAACAAAUCAAUAAGAAUGUUCACGAUGCCCACCUACAUGGCUAUGAUGAUGAUAGAUACUGGUGUGAGAAACUAUUGAGGAUGGGAUUGAAGAAAGACAUUGAACUAGAAGAGGCGUCAGGCGCUCUCGGAUCGCUGAGCGAGACUUCCGAGGAUUCGGCUUCGAUAUUCGAUGUCGUGAGGACCUUUUCAUCCAAGAAUGCCAAACAAACCUACAGGCGAUUUUAUCGUUGUUUUCAUUCAUACUGUGUCAAGCUGAAGCAGAAUAAUAUGGCCCAUUUUUUUCCAGAACAUUACGAUAAUGAUCCCGUCAUGCAAGUCAAGAUCUUCAAUUACAUUAGUCGAUACAACAAGUCCAACUACAACGACCCGCAGGAAUGUCAAACUAUCGAGCAGAACCUCGCCAUAUUGAAAGAGAUUUUCACUAAUUCAGUUCUACAGGAAAUGGAGGACAAUUAUAACCUCGAGAAUUAUGAGGCGGUUAACAGGUUCAUUCUAGUAUUACUACUAUGUCAUGAAGAAAAAAAUGCGGUGGAAUUCUUUAGGUCGAAAGCGGAGUAUGCAGGAAAACCAAUAUCGUUUGAGUCAUUCUUCAAUGAUGACGGCGUUUUAGAAACAAAAUUGCUGGUCGAUACCCUGGUAGAGAUGCGUGACUUCUUAAAUUCCAAAAUAAAGCUGAUCGAUCUGCUUUUUGAAGAUAGAUAUCCGGUCGUCUUGCAGUUCAUCGAAAGCUUCAUUCAAGAUACUCUUCUGGAUUUUCUCAAUAAUUUGUUCAGCCUUAAUGAUGCACGAUUAAACUUCAUGCCUGUCGUAUACUCCUUGGUGACGAAAAGCAUGUGCGAUGAGAUGAUAGAAUCCAAAAAUGCGGGGCCAUCUUUUCAUGAAGUGAUGAAGGAAUUUCUUGACAUGUAUUUGGAACCGAUGAUCAUAAAAUAUCUGGACAUGCAACCGCAAGCGUUUGAGAAAGAAACUUCUGAGAAGUUCCUAGAAUACAAAAAAGAAGCUGCCAUAAAAGAAAAGGAAGCCAGCGAAUACAUUUAUAACUCUCUCCGAGAUCAGAGCUUUGAUGAAAAGAACAUAGUUGACGAUAAGAAUGAUUUCCUGAGCUCAUUUACCAGAAUUUUCAAGCUUCCUAAUAAUGAGAGGCAAAAGACAGAAGAACAACUACAGCUUGCUUACAACUUAAACCUCAUAACGAACAAUUUGCAAAAUAUCAAGACAUUAGUGAGCUUGGAUCUCUGUUAUAAGAUUGUGAAAAAGGCACAAGACAGAACGGACCAAAUGUGCAGUUUUUACGCUGUUGAAAACGCGACGCAGAUAGUGAAGGUCCGGUGUCAGGAACUCUUCAAGAUCCUCAUUGACCAACUGAGCACCAACCACAUUAAACCUGCGUUUGACAAAGCAAUGACGUUAUUGAAGCGGUAUGACUCGAACGAAAUUCAAAGAGUAGAACUGAAGCUAGAGGGUGUUGAAACUCAAGUAGAGCCACUCGUUCAAUUCACCGAGUUGAUCAACAUCGGUGAUAUCAUCCUGCAGAUGAUCUCAAUUUUCUAUCGAGAUGAAUUGUUGCAUAAGAACAUUAUAGACAAGAACCGUGACUUCCUCAAUGACGUUGUGCAAGCAAAGAAGAAUUUCGAAAAUCUAUUAGAUGACUAUGUUGCCGAGGGUCUAAACAUUGGUAUCAAUAAAUUGAUGGAUGAGGUUGAGUUUGUCUUCAACACGGUUCAAAUCCCCACGGAUUUUAAUCCUGAUCCAAAGGACCGGAACUCUAGAGAAAUUAAGCCCACACAAUGUGCUGAAAAAAUUGUGGAGCUUCUAUCUAAUCAUUCCUUUCUGUUGACAGGUGCAACAGAUAAAGGUACGAUUGAUGUGUACCAACAAGAGAUAGGCGAGAGGUUCUUCAAUGAAAUAGUGAAACACAUCAAGAAGAAUUUCAUUUCCUCUGAUGGCGCCAUUUUCUUGAUCUGUGAUCUCAAUUGCUACUACGACUUUAUUGCAUACAAGCUGAAGCAGAAGAAUAUUGUGCCGCUUUUCGCUGCGCUGAAGAAUGUCGCUCAGCUCUAUCUCAUUUCAGGUAAGGACUCUAAGGAGCUCGGCAAAAUGAUAUCUGAUGCCGGAAGAUUCCAUGGUAUUUUUUCCCAGGAAGAGAUUUACGAGUUUGUCGAACGACGGAGUGAUUGGGUCAAGGUCAAAAGAGACGUUGAGAAGGUGAUUUACGGUUUAGGCGUGAAGGAUUGUACUAUUAUGUAG
This is a messenger RNA of Torulaspora globosa, 2328 nucleotides long. It is a transcript of the gene RCY1, whose product is annotated as Rcy1p. Gene Ontology annotation, cellular component: exocyst; cytoplasm. Lineage: Eukaryota; Fungi; Ascomycota; Saccharomycetes; Saccharomycetales; Saccharomycetaceae. Gene Ontology annotation, biological process: exocytosis; Golgi to plasma membrane transport. The record is from RefSeq and is a predicted model, not a curated record. Bases 1 to 2328 code for a protein of 775 amino acids. The transcript has a single exon.